Molecule: messenger RNA, 732 nt
Organism: Haliotis rufescens (red abalone)
Lineage: Eukaryota; Metazoa; Mollusca; Gastropoda; Lepetellida; Haliotidae
Exons: 1
Coding region: 1-732 (243 amino acids)
Source: RefSeq, a predicted model, not a curated record
AUGCUAGUUCCUUAUGGGUAUAUGCACAGUCACACAACUGACUAUAAAGAGACACAUAUCAGUGGUAUCCGCUACCAUGACUGCCACACAGCAGACUAUAAGGAGACACAUAUAAGUGGUAUCCGCUACCAUGACUGCCACACAGCAGACUAUAAAGAGACACAUAUAAGUGGUAUCCGCUACCAUGACUGCCACACAGCAGACUAUAAGGAGACACAUAUAAGUGGUAUCCGCUACUAUGAUUGCCACACAGCAGACUAUAAAGAGACACAUAUCAGUGGCAUCCGCUACUAUGAUUCCCACACAGCAGACUAUAAAGAGACACAUAUAAGUGGUAUCCGCUACCAUGAUUGCCACACAGCAGACUAUAAAGAGACACAUAUAAGUGGCAUCCGCUACUAUGAUUGCCACACAGCAGACUAUAAAGAGACACAUAUAAGUGGUAUCCGCUACCAUGAUUGCCACACAGCAGACUAUAAAGAGACACAUAUAAGCGGCAUCCGCUACUAUGAUUCCCACACAGCAGACUAUAAAGAGACACAUAUAAGUGGCAUCCGCUACUAUGAUUCCCACACAACAGACUAUAAAGAGACACAUAUAAGCGGCAUCCGCUACCAUGACUGCCACACAGCAGACUAUAAAGAGACACAUAUAAGUGGUAUCCGCUACUAUGAUUGCCACACAGCAGACUAUAAGGAGACAUAUAUAAGCGGCAUCCGCUACCAUGACUAA